AAGGGGACGUUGCACCAUGGAGAGGUUCGUUCUAGUCUGGGCGCUAUGCGCGGUACUGGUUGCGGCGGCCUCCCAGAAGCCAUCCAUCACGGUGGAUGAGGCCGGCACGUUGUACAUCAACUCGACGAACAACGUGGUGGUCAAUGGUAUCAAUGUGGAGGCAGCCUUUGCGUUGCUUAUUGACGCAACGCCAAGCUUGCGGUGGAGCGCACCAGAGCAGCGUAUCAUCUCCACCGCCGCUGAUCAUGCCCGCUCGGUGUAUGCGGCAGAUUUGGACGGCGAUGGGGAUCUCGAUGUCCUCAGCGCCAGCCGCAACGACAACAAGAUUGCGUGGUACCGAAACAAUGGCAAUGGCACCUUUUCCACCCAGAUCAUCAUCUCCACCGCCGCUACUUCUGCCUACACGGUGUAUGCGGCCGAUCUGGACGGCGAUGGGGAUCUUGACGUCCUCAGUGCGAGCGCUCAGGACGACAAGAUUGCGUGGUACCGUAACAACGGCGGCGGCAGCUUCUCUGCCCAGAAUGUCAUCUCCACCGCUGCCAAUGGCGCCACUUCGGUGUAUGCAGCAGAUCUGGACGGCGACGGUGAUCUCGAUGUCCUCAGCGCCAGUAUUUAUGACAACAAAGUAGCGUGGUAUCGAAACAACGGUGGGGGCACCUUUUCCCCCCAAAUCAUCAUCUCUACUGCCGCUGACUAUGCCCGCGACGUGUAUGCGGCAGAUCUGGAUGGCGACGGUGAUCUCGACGUUCUCAGCGCCAGUGUCGAUGACGACAAGAUUGCAUGGUACCGAAACAACGGCGACGGCAUCUUUUCCGACCAGAUCAUCAUCUCCACAGAUGCUGACGGCGCCUUCUCGGUAUAUGCAGCAGAUCUGGAUGGCGACGGUGAUAUGGAUGUCCUCAGCGCCGGCCGCGACGACCACAAAAUUGCGUGGUACCGGAACAACGGCAACGGCGUCUUUUCCGCUCAAAUCGUCAUCUCCACCGCCGCUGCCGGUGCCUACUCUGUGUAUGCGGCAGAUCUUGACGGAGAUGGCGAUCUCGACGUUCUCAGCGCCAGUUCUAGCGACAACAAGAUUGCGUGGUACCGGAACAUCGGCGGCGGUACUUUCUCCACCCAGCUCAUCAUCUCCACCGCUGCUGACGUCGCCUACUCGGUUUAUGCAGCAGAUCUGGACGGCGACGGCCAUCUCGACGUCCUCAGCGCCAGCGGGACCGGUGGCAAGAUUGCGUGGUACCACAACAACGGCCAGUGGGACUGGAAAACUCGCUUCAAUUUGCCCUAA
Molecule: messenger RNA, 1285 nt
Organism: Monosiga brevicollis MX1
Lineage: Eukaryota; Choanoflagellata; Craspedida; Salpingoecidae
Exons: 1
Coding region: 17-1285 (422 amino acids)
Source: RefSeq, a predicted model, not a curated record